Messenger RNA from Amaranthus tricolor (Joseph's coat), 1237 nucleotides. RefSeq lists its product as uncharacterized. The coding region runs from base 496 to 1005 and encodes 169 amino acids. The transcript has 5 exons. Lineage: Eukaryota; Viridiplantae; Streptophyta; Magnoliopsida; Caryophyllales; Amaranthaceae. The record is from RefSeq and is a predicted model, not a curated record.
UGCAACAUGACCACAUCACUAUAAAAUUUGAUGAAAUUGUUUUUUUUUUUUCUUUUUUGGUCCACUUAUCAACAACGUAUGGUUGAGAAAUCUUGAUUGACAGUGAGCUACUAGACAACUAAAAGGAGCAUCUCAACAUUUAAACCUCAGCCGGAACCUAAACAUUUUCUGGCCUAUCGAAGGUAAGUAACAGAAAUGCAAUAUCACACUGCACUUCACACUUGCACGUGUGCCUUGGCUCCUCUAAGCACCCACAGAAGAUCAGUUUACAAGGCAAGUCUACCCCAGUGCAACACAAUAAAGAAGCAGGAUAAGGCGCGACGUAAAAUUGCUUGGCGACCGAUUUCACUGUCGCUAUUUGGCUCAGGCUUUGUCUUAGGUCCCCUCAUUGAUGGCCUUCAUUCGCGGGUUAACCUUGUGGUUUAUCAAACGGGUUCAAUACACAUCGGUCCUCUGCGCACCGAUAUCUGGGUUUGAACAUCUAAGUAUCUCUCAAUGUAUUUUGAUCCCGACCUCCUCAUGACGAGGGUUCCUCUUCUGCUGGGAUUGUUCUACUGCACUGUUGGAAUAUCGCAACUCUACUUGGAUGAAAGAACAUCCUCCAAUGUAAUUCCAGAAGAAAGUUUAAAGAAAACAGCUGUCUCACUAAUAUCAUUGGUGCUAUUCAUAGAGUUGAGUGCAGAGCUGUAUAAAUCAGGCGUUCCAGCUAACAUCGAAGCCUAUGCCUUGUUCGCGGGUGCAGAAUUCGUAUGGUUUCUUGCUAAUAGGACUUGGUUUGGCUUUGCCGUAGCCUGUCUUAUAGGCCUUGUUUGCCCACUUGCUGAAAUACUACUCAUGAAGUAUUUCCAUCUAUGGUAUUAUCCUCAAGCAAACAUACAAAUCGUUGGCGAGGGACUUGUCAGCUGGACCAUCACUUGCUACUUCGUUUACGCUUUUUUCUUGAUCAAUUAUUCGAGAUGGCUGAAAUCAAUAUUUCUAGCUGAUGAUGAGAAAGAUACGGCAUAAAAUAGGCAUCAGACAUGCAUUUGUACCAGCAGAAGUUUGACGCAUAAGAAUCGAGAUGUAUAAAAAUUUGAUUUCCUUGAAUUUAAUGUAUAUCGUGAAAGUUGUGUGCAAUAAUACAUUGCAAACAGCAAUAUGAAAAACAAACUUGUAAUACUGAGCUUGGAAAGGUGAGCAUCACCUAGACCUUAGCUAGUAAAUAUCACAUUUGAAAUAUCGGGAAACUUCUCCUUGA